AUGCCCUUUGCUCAGCUUGUAAUCGGGCCGCCGGGCUCGGGAAAGUCGACAUACUGCGAUGGCAUGCAGCAGUUCAUGGGCGCAAUCGAGCGCAAGUGCUCAGUCGUCAACCUCGACCCUGCCAACGACCACACCUCAUAUCAACCUGCGGUGGACGUGCGGGAUUUGGUGACAAUAGACGAGAUUAUGGAGCAAGAAUCUCUGGGUCCAAACGGUGGAGUGCUGUUUGCGCUCGAGGAACUGGAAAACAACUUCGAGUGGUUAGAGGAAGGCUUGAAGGAGCUUGGAGAUGACUACGUUCUGUUCGAUUGCCCUGGCCAGGUCGAGCUCUUCACGCACCAUGGGUCACUGCGAAACAUCUUCUUUCGCCUUCAAAAACUUGGGUAUCGACUCGUCGUCGUACACCUGACUGAUUCCAUCAUCGUAUCACGACCGUCGUUAUACGUUUCCUCCCUCCUACUCGCGCUGCGCAGCAUGCUGCAGAUGGACCUUCCUCACAUCAAUGUCCUCACCAAGAUCGACAACCUCCGAAACUACCCAAACCUGCCGUUCAACCUCGAUUUCUACACAGAAGUACAGGACCUGCAAUAUCUGCUACCCCACCUGAACCGCGAGCAAACCUCUGGCAUUCCAGGCCCAACGCCAACUGGCACAAAUGACGAUGUGGAUAUGGACGAUGAACCGACGUCGAAAUUCUCCGCACUGAAUAAAGCGAUCGUUGAACUGGUCGAGGACUUCGCGCUAGUGGGCUUCGAAACACUCGCUGUAGAAGAUAAAAAGAGCAUGAUGACAUUACUGCGAGCUAUAGACCGUGCAGGUGGAUAUGCCUUCGGUGGAUUGGAAGGGGCAAAUGAGACUGUGUGGCAGUUGGCAAUGCGGCAGGAUGCGGUCACUAUGGAUGCCCGAGAUGUGCAGGAGAGGUGGUUGGACAGACGGGAUGAGCUUGACGAAGAGGAGGAGAAAGCAUGGGAGGAAGAGACCAAGGACAUGCGAGAUGCGCCGCAAGAACCAGCUCAAGGGCCUCCCAGAGCGAGUGCGUCAAACAAUCCAGCAAACGAGGAUGAGGAUAUGAAUGAACUGGAGGAGAUGAAGCAGUUUAUGGAGAAGAAAAAGAAGGAGGAGGAUGGGAUCAACGUUGUUCGGAAACCAGGAGGUGGCAUGUAG
Messenger RNA from Dothidotthia symphoricarpi CBS 119687, 1164 nucleotides. RefSeq lists its product as uncharacterized. Gene Ontology annotation, molecular function: GTPase activity. The transcript has 3 exons. Gene Ontology annotation, cellular component: cytoplasm. The record is from RefSeq and is a predicted model, not a curated record. NCBI's taxonomy places the organism in Eukaryota, Fungi, Ascomycota, Dothideomycetes, Pleosporales, Dothidotthiaceae. The coding region runs from base 1 to 1164 and encodes 387 amino acids.